Molecule: messenger RNA, 2514 nt
Organism: Diatraea saccharalis (sugarcane borer)
Lineage: Eukaryota; Metazoa; Arthropoda; Insecta; Lepidoptera; Crambidae
Source: the annotation of a GenBank genome assembly
AUGGUGGCGAUUUUAGCUAACCCAAAAUGGAGUGAAGAUCUUACCAUACAAAUGAUAAUUGAAUACGAAAAACGCGAGUAUCUAUGGAACCCUGUAUCGGAAAAUUACAAGAAUAAAAAAAUACGAGAACAGGGCUACGUUGAGAUAAUAAACGCGUUGAAUCUCGUCGAUGUCACUGUUAAAGAAUUGAAAAAUAAGAUAAAGAAUAUACGGUCGUCGUACAGCGUGGAGCUGAAGAAGAUUCGCGCGGCGCGGAAGGCCGGCGCGCAUGCGUACCGGCCCAGCGUCACGUGGUUCGAGCACGCGGACAGGUUUCUGCGGGCGAUCGUCACACCGAGCUCCGUAGACGCAAGCUUGUUGGAGAUACCGGCGAGCGAUGACAGCGAUGCGGUACAGGAUCUCAGCGAGCGUAAAUCUCCGGAGAAAAAAAGUCCGAGGAAACGUCGCAGCUCAACCCGUUCCUCUACUCCUUAUGUUCUAAACACACCCUCACCCCGUCCCAAUACGCCGUUUGGUUUAAAUCAAUCCUCUAGUCCAUUUGGUAUUCUACCACCAGUGACGUCUGCUCCUUUUUUGAAUCCACCGGUUGGGAUAGCAACGCCACUCACGACUUCUCUCGCAACAAUAUAUCCUAUUCCUACAAAACAAAAGAAGGUUAGUUAUGAUGAUCGCAAUGGAGACCAUUCUGAAGGACCACAAGAUUUGUCUCAGCAUUCGGAGAAUGUAAACGAAAAUGAAUUUGAGAUGUUUGGAAAGCUGAUUGCGAGUCAGCUGAGGAAACUGCCAUUGAGUCUCGCUUUGGAUACUCAGUUGAAGAUCCAGACGUUGGUGAAUGCGGCCAGAAUACAAGCGGUAUAUCAACAAUAUAGUUACGCUGGACCUUCGCAAGAAGCGCUAUCUGUUCAAGCGUUAUCCAAUGGCAUACUAGCCAGCAUGGCUUCUCAAAGCAGUUUCGCCUCUAGAGCUGCCUUAGGAUUGAGAAACGAAUCACCAGAAGAUAUGACCAGAGAGCUGAAAACAGACUAUUCGAUAUGCUCGGAAGCUGAGGAUUAAAUUGAGUCCUGGGUAUUGUAAGAAAGAAAUUAAAUACCUCAUAGAAAUUCCCGUGAUUUAUAAGAAUUUAUGUUUGCUCAUAUGAAAGUAUACAAUUUAGAUUCUACGUCAGAUAAUAUUAUGUGUCAUUAUUAUAAAUGUGUUUUAGAUAUGUGAUAGAUGUUUAGAAUCCAGAUUUUAUCAGAAAAUACUGAAAGAAAAAUACUGAGCAAGUACAAAAAAUACUCUAUUAUGUAAAAUUGAACUGAAAGUAGAAGAAAUUUUUUCAAUAGUGACGUGAAGGGUCUUAAGUACCAGCUUAUUAGUCAUGUUAUAUCGAUAUUUUUGUGUAGAUCUCAAUGUUUUGGCUGUGUUAUUUAUAUUUAUUUAGACAUAUCUAUUUUUUCUAGGUUUAAAUAUUUUUAUCAAGACUUGAAAUAAAUUAUGGAAAUUUUCCAAUUCCAAAACAAAAUUGCCACAUUAAAAGACUUAUUAUUUAUAUCAAACUCGUUUAUACUUAUGAAUUGCAUAGAUGCAUGAAUUGUUAGUAAAAUAUGUUUUAAUUUAUAUUUAAUAGAAUAAAUUCAGCGUAUACGAUGACUAUUUAAUUUGAUAGUUAUAACAAAUCAAUAAUUGUUACAAAUUAUUACUGUGUAAAAAAAUCAAAAUACCUAAUACGAAUUUAUUUUAAGUGUGAUAGAAUAGUUAGUAUCUGUGUUAUAAAUUGUGAUUACUGUUUAUUAGUAAUGCAUGCUGAUAGUUUAAGAAAUGAUAAAUACCUCAAAAUAGAUGCAGUAUAUCUCUAGAUAGUGUAUUUGGAAUAUAUUUUAAGUGUUGUUCGAUGUGCCACAAAUAGGUAUCUUAACAGAAUGUGAUUACUGAAAAUAAAUAUUUUAUAAAUGUCGUAAAAUAGUGUGAUUUAUUUUCAACGAACUCCUUACGCACGAGAAUUACUUUCCAAAAAAGCUCUCAGCUCGGUCAUGUUUAAAAUAAUUGUUUAUGUAUCUGUUUUUAAAUAAAUACCUAGUAGUAAAGCAUUAAGAAUGCAAAAAUCACUAAAUAUAAUAUCUAUAUAAGUCUUCACGCCAGAUCCAAUUUAGUUUUUAUAAUUAAUAUAUUAUUUGUUGUACCUAAUGAUUAUUUACAUAAUUAUACAUAUAAUCAUUAUUAGCUUAUAAUAGCCAUUAUUAUAUACAAAAAAUUAUUCGUAAAUCGAAUUGUGUAAACAUAGGUAUAGAUGUACCAGAACCUAACGACAAAAGAAACGAAAAAAUCUUGAUUUUCAUAUAGCAAUAUAAAUUGUCUACUGCUCACAAUAGUCAAGUCAAAGUGUAAAUUGUUGUGAAUAUUUGUGAAAAUAUAAAUUUAUUUUGUGAAAAUGCCCAAAAAGCCAUUGAUAUUGAUAUCAAGAGAAAAAUUCCGUAUUCACAAUGUUAAACUGAAAAAUAUUUUUAAUGCAAAAUGCUUAAAAUAUCUGUCCCU